Molecule: messenger RNA, 1397 nt
Organism: Carassius carassius (crucian carp)
Lineage: Eukaryota; Metazoa; Chordata; Actinopteri; Cypriniformes; Cyprinidae
Gene: eda
Product: ectodysplasin A
Exons: 8
Coding region: 279-1397 (372 amino acids)
Biological process (GO): animal organ development; immune response
Cellular component (GO): membrane
Molecular function (GO): death receptor binding; tumor necrosis factor receptor binding; death receptor agonist activity
Source: RefSeq, a predicted model, not a curated record
GUUAGCGCUACAGUGAUUUAUAUUUGUUUGUAGCUUGUUGAAUGUCAUAGUGGCAGCGCGCUUUUCCGCGUGAGGAUUUUCAAUAAGGUGACGUCACGCCGGCAGCCAAUCAGCUGCUAGGGGUCGGUCUCUGGAGCUGGCCGUAGUAGGUUAUCAGCCUGAAUCCUCGCACUCCGAGGUCAGGAAGCCAGAUGAGCCCACAGAGAAGCGCUUGCUCACCGUGACCAGCCCAAGCCAAAAGUCGCUGAGAGGACGAGGAAGAUCGGUAUGCAGAAGCAAUGCUGACUGACCUGCACGCAGCCAUGGUACCGAAGCGCGAGCCGGCGAAGUCUGAGGAGCGCAAGCGCACGCAGGCGGCGUGUGAGUGCCAAAGCCAAUGCAACAACUGCAAAAUCUUCCUGAGUUUAUUCAUUCUCUCGCUCUCUCUGCACCUCGUCACGCUCUUCUGCUACCUGGAACUGCGCUCGGAGCUCAAACGAGAAAUAUCCCAGAAGAACAAAGAUGAGGUGUCAUCAAUGGAGCCAGUGCAGCACUAUGAAGCCACAGAACCAGUGCUUCGUUUACCGGACACCGACCACCCAACAAUAGACGACCAGAGCAGAUGGACAGAUGAACACACAAGAAGGCUGGAGAGAGUCAUUCAUCGUACCAAACGUUCAGAAACUAAUGGAAAAAAGAAAGGAGAGCGGAAAAAAGGCAAGAAAGGACCCCCUGGUGCUCCUGGACCUCCAGGCCCACCAGGUCCACAAGGUCCACCUGGAAUACCAGGGAUCCCGGGAAUCCCAGGCAAUAACGCGAUGGGUCCUUCUGGCCCACCCGGACCUCCUGGACCCGCAGGGCCGCCUGGACCACAAGGUCCACCUGGAUCACAGGGACCUUCAGGUGGCGCAGAUAAAGGCAAACACAGAGAGACACAGCCAGCUGUGGUGCAUCUUCAAGGUCAGGAAACUACUAUCCAGGUGAAAGAAGAUUUGUCAGAAGGUGUGUUGAAAAAUUGGAGAAUGAUCUCAAUCCAUCAGAGAGUGUUUAAAAUGCACUCACGCUCUGGAGAGCUGGAAGUCCUUCUUGACGGAACAUAUUUUAUAUAUAGUCAGGUAGAAGUAUACUACCUGAACUUCACAGACAUAGCGAGUUAUGAGGUGAUGGUUGAUAAGACUCCAUUCUUACGCUGCACGCGAAGCAUCGAGACCGGCCAGCGCAAGUUCAACACCUGCUACACCGCGGGGGUGUGUUUGUUGCGAGCCCGCCAGAGGAUCUCCAUCCGCAUGGUGUACGAGGACACCUCCAUCUCCAUGAGCAACCACACCACCUUCCUCGGCAGCAUCCGUCUAGGGGACGCCCCUGCUGCCGGACACACCCCUGCUGCCGGACACACCCCUGCCACCGGACACUCCUGA